This is a messenger RNA of Penicillium coprophilum, 954 nucleotides long. Its product is annotated as Glucose/ribitol dehydrogenase. NCBI's taxonomy places the organism in Eukaryota, Fungi, Ascomycota, Eurotiomycetes, Eurotiales, Aspergillaceae. The record is from RefSeq and is a predicted model, not a curated record. The transcript is spliced from 3 exons. Bases 1 to 954 code for a protein of 317 amino acids.
AUGCUCUAUAUCACCCAUAGGUAUCAUCUGUUGAUCAAGGGAAAAGCAUGGCGCCCUUCUCAAGCCUCCGCGCCACCCUUAGCAUAUCCCCCUGCUCCAGCAUUCACGGAGGCAAAUGCGCCGCCAGGCUCGCAAACUGGCCGUGUCUUUGUUGUGACUGGUGGAAUUGCGGGUGUUGGGCUUGAACCAUGCAGGAUUCUCUACGCGAGCGGAGCAACUGUAUAUAUGGCGUCUCGGUCCCAGACCAAAGCAGAAGCAGUCAUCAAAUCGAUUACCAAGGCGUCAAAAUCCAAGGUUACGAGUGGCAAACUGAAGUUCUUGCAUCUGGAUCUGAACGACCUCUUGGUCGUCAAGGCUGUAGCGAAACGCUUUUCCCAGCAGGAAGAUAAGCUAGAUGUGCUGUGGAACAAUGCCGGCACCGGAGCUAAUAUGGUCACGAUCGGCCAACGCACAGUCCAAGACUUCGAGCCCAUGAUAGGAAUGCAUUGCAUUGCGACACUUCUCUUCACUAAACUUCUUCUCCCACAGCUGCGGGCUGCCGACACUUCUGACGAGAGCGGGAAGACUCGUGUGGCAUGGACGCCGAGCGCUCUGGUGAAGGCGGGCUCACCACCCAACGGUCUGGAUUUCGACCUGUUGGACAAAGGAACAAAUAGACGCACCGAUAACUACGGGACGUCCAAAGCGGGCACCUGGAUCCUCAGCCGGGAAAUUGCUCGUCGAUAUGCCAAGAACGGAAUCGUCAGUUUCCUGGGUGAUGAAAUCUGCGGCGCGUACACAGAGCUUUAUGCUGGAUUUUCUUCCGAUAUCACGCUGGAAAGCAGCGGUUCGUACAUCAUUCCCUGGGGCCGGAUCCGCCCCAACGAGGCUACUCCGCGACAGAACCUCAUUAAGUCUGGCGAUCCAAGGAGGAAGGGGCCUAGACUAUGGGAACAAGCUCUGGGCCUGGUGUGA